UUCAGAUUCCUGUGGUGAGACCGGAAUUACUAAAGUAUUGUAUUGCUGGAGUACAUAUCAAAGGCUAUUUUCUUAACAUACAAAGGUAUGACUCUGACUUCCAACCAGCUGAUGAUGAAAAUGGGUUUAGAUUUUCGAAAACUGCUUUUCCAGUAGAUGACGAGAUUGAUAUGAACGUUCCCUUAUUGCAGGUAACUAGAUCAAAACAUUUCCGUCAAGGCACACAUGGAAUGCUUCCCGUUCUCCAGUACUCCGCUGAGGGGAAAAUUAUUGUUAAAUCGAUUGUAAAACAUCAGCAUAAUUCAAUGAAAGAAGUAAUAGGAUUGGUUCAUAUACAGAACACAGGAAUAUCACCUGCUGUGUACUUAAUCAUAGAGACAGAUGAUAGGUAUGGUAUCUACAUGGAAAUGGUAUCCCCUGGGGUAACCCUUGAAGAUGUUAUAAAAUUCAUACCGGAUAUAAAUCCCCAAAUAAGUAUUAAGUUUGUGCAUUAUAUUUUGCACCAGCUUGUCAAAUAUAUCAACGUGAUAUGGGAUAAACGUUGGAGUCAUAAAGAUUUACAUGCAGGGAAUAUCUUAAUAGCAGAAAGUAACCAAUGUGUUGAUAUAAGGAUCACCGACUUCGGUAAUGCGACCGAAAUAGAUGAAAGUACAUAUGAAUAUAUCAGUAGAGAUGUUAUUGGUAUAUAUGAUAUACUAUCGAUGCUGUUAAAAGAACACCCCGAAAUUGAUUUCGGACUUAAAGAAUAUGAAAAAAAGAGAGUAGAGUUUUUGUCUAAGCAGAAAGUUAUGGAACUUAUGAGAACAGUUACUUAUUUGGCAGAGGAAUUUGUGAAAAGUCAUGCUGCAAAUAAGGACAUACUUCAGUUGAUAUCUAAAUGUAAAGCGGAUUAUGUACACCAUAGAAAUAAUCAGACAAGAACAGGAGAAGAUGAAAACUCCAAUGUCAGAAGGUGUUUGAGCUUUAUCUGUGGUAUGGAUUGUGUUAAUUUGUAAAGACCGUUUUGUUAGCGAAAGGAUAAAAACCAUUGUACCGGAAAUGCAGACAUUUUAUUUUAUAUGAUGGCAAUGGGGACACGAAUGGUCGAUUUAUUUACAUUAAUGAAAACCCGUUAUAGGGUAUGCGAUUGUAGCUACGAGAAACAAUGUAAACAAUAAUUACAAGCACCUACGUCACUUGUUCAUCGUUGGACGGAUGUAUAAUUGUUUAUUAUUUCAUAUUUAAAAAGUUUAACUAUAUUACAUAUUAAUAAAUUAAAGUAAUUUUCGAAUUUUCAUAA
Molecule: messenger RNA, 1279 nt
Organism: Mytilus californianus (California mussel)
Lineage: Eukaryota; Metazoa; Mollusca; Bivalvia; Mytilida; Mytilidae
Exons: 9
Coding region: 171-995 (274 amino acids)
Biological process (GO): protein phosphorylation
Molecular function (GO): protein kinase activity; ATP binding
Source: RefSeq, a predicted model, not a curated record